Molecule: messenger RNA, 6600 nt
Organism: Leishmania major strain Friedlin
Lineage: Eukaryota; Euglenozoa; Kinetoplastea; Trypanosomatida; Trypanosomatidae
Exons: 1
Coding region: 1-6600 (2199 amino acids)
Source: RefSeq, a predicted model, not a curated record
AUGCGAAAAGGGAGCUGCAUCGUCGACGUUGCGAUGCCGCCCCUUACCAGCUGCGCGGUGAUUUUCUUCCUCCUCGUGUGUGUUUUGUGGAGGAUGGAAGACGGAGUUGAGUUGUGCGCUGUGGGACUUGUGUCUUGUUUUCACGGCCGCGCCUUCCGGAUGGCGAUGCGAAUUUCCUUGUUCCUACUGCAUGCUUUCCUGGUGUUCAUGAGGGCGUACUGUCCUCUUGGCUAUACACUCCUUUGUGUAGCCGGAGGACUCGUUGUGCAAGUGUGUGUCCUCCUCUCUCUCUCUCUUUCGUUGGGCAUGCGUGCUCUUCGCUCUUCAUGCCCCGCCUUUCUUUGCUGGCAGGCUUUGCCGAGCACCACACCACUCCUCCGCGAAAUCCGCCGUCACGACCCGCCGUCCACGAGGAGUGAGCAGGGCAGCCCAGAUUCUAGCAAUACGGAGCAGAUUCAGAAAGCAUCACAUCUCGAUAGCCACAGCACCGCAAAUGCAGACCAUUCUCAAGCGCUUCCUCCUGCAGAGGCGGUGCCGCCGUUGACAGCCGAUACACUGCGCGUUCCGCAAGUUCGCGCCGAGUGCCCACCCGACUCCGCGCUGCUGUCGCCAGGAAACGGUCUUACUCCCACGCUUGCCGAGUGCGCGUCCAACGCCGCGCCACAGCCGAGCGAGGCGGCGCCUGUGUUGGCAGCGGACGCUCUCCCUCCGACGCCUGCCGAGUGCGCACCCGACGCCGCGCCACAGCCGAGCGAGGCGGCGCCUGUGUUGGCAGCGGACACUCUCCCUCCGACGCCUGCCGAGUGCGCGUCCAACGCCGCGCCACAGCCGAGCGAGAAAACAGCGCCGAAACGUGAUGCUUCCGCGCCCCUGCCCCGUAAGCGGGAGCGCGAAGGUGCGUGUGACUCGAGCUUCUGGCCGCUAAAAACUCGGCGCGCUCUUGACGCGUUCACCCAUACUGCAGCGCGACAGCCGAGCGAGGCGGCGCUGCUGUCGGCAGUGGACGCUCUCCCUCCGACGCCUGCCGAGUGCGCACCCGACGCCGCGCCACAGCCGAGCGAGGCGGCACCGGUGUCGGCAGCGGACGCUCUCCCUCCGACGCCUGCCGAGUGCGCACCCGACGCCGGGCCACAGCCGAGCGAGGCGGCGCUGGUGUCGGCAGUGGACGCUCUCCCUCCGACGCCUGCCGAGUGCGCACCCGACGCCGAGCCACAGCCGAGCGAGGCGGCGCCGGUGUCGGCAGUGGACGCUCUCCCUCCGACGCCUGCCGAGUGCGCACCCGACGCCGCGCCACAGCCGAGCGAGGCGGCACCGGUGUCGGCAGCGGACGCUCUCCCUCCGACGCCUGCCGAGUGCGCACCCGACGCCGCGCCACAGCCGAGCGAGGCGGCGCCUGUGUUGGCAGUGGACGCUCUCCCUCCGACGCCUGCCGAGUGCGCACCCGACGCCGAGCCACAGCCGAGCGAGGCGGCGCCUGUGUUGGCAGCGGACGCUCUUCCUCCGACGCCUGCCGAGUGCGCACCCGACGCCGCGCCACAGCCGAGCGAGGCGGCGCCUGUGUUGGCAGUGGACGCUCUCCCUCCGACGCCUGCCGAGUGCGCACCCGACGCCGAGCCACAGCCGAGCGAGGCGGCGCCUGUGUUGGCAGUGGACGCUCUCCCUCCGACGCCUGCCGAGUGCGCACCCGACGCCGAGCCACAGCCGAGCGAGGCGGCGCCGGUGUCGGCAGUGGACGCUCUCCCUCCGACGCCUGCCGAGUGCGCACCCGACGCCGCGCUACAGCCGAGCGAGGCGGCGGGGAUGUUUGCAGGCAAAGCUUCUCCUCGCAUGCAUUUCGCCCGUAACCAGCGUGAGGAGGUAGGCAGCGUUUUUCCGAUGCGGUGGCGUUCUGCAGGCUGCAAAGCGGACGCGGAGCGUGCGGCGGCGUUUCUUGCCGCAGCGUUUGGCGAGUGGCCGACACGUGCGGUGUCGCUGCAUUCCUGCUCUGGUAAGGUAGGCUCGCCGGCGUGGAACAACGUGUCACAGCCGAGCGAGGCGGCGCCUGUGCUAGCAGCGGACGCUCUCCCUCCGACGCCUGCCGAGUGCGCACCCGACGCCGCGCCACAGCCGAGCGAGGCGGCGGGGAUGUUUGGAGGCAAAGCUUCUCCUCGCAUGCAUUUCGCCCGUAACCAGCGUGAGGAGGGAGGCACCGUUAUGGCGACGCGGCCGCUUUCUACAAGCUGCAGAGUUGACGGGCCUCGUGCGGCAGCGCGGUUCGCUGCGGUGUUCGGUGGUUUGCCGACACUGGAGCUGUCGCCGGCUUUCCGCUGUCCAAAGGUGGGCUCGCCGGCGUCGAACAACGUGCCACGGCCGAGCGAGGCGGCGCCUGUGCUAGCAGUGGACGCUCUCCCUCCGACGCCUGCCGAGUGCGCACCCGACGCCGCGCCAGAGCUUGGUGAUUCGGCGCCGGUGUCGGUUAGCCACACUCGCCCUCCGACGCCUGCCGAGUGCGCACCCGACGCCGCGCCAGAGCUUGGUGAUUCGGCGCCGGUGUCGGUUAGCCACACUCGCCCUCCGACGCCUGCCGAGUGCGCACCCGACGCCGGGCCAGAGCUUGGUGAUUCGGCGCCGGUGUCGGUUAGCCACACUCGCCCUCCGACGCCUGCCGAGUGCGCACCCGACGCCGGGCCAGAGCUUGGUGAUUCGGCGCCGGUGUCGGUUAGCCACACUCGCCCUCCGACGCCUGCCGAGUGCGCACCCGACGCCGGGCCAGAGCUUGGUGAUUCGGCGCCGGUGUCGGUUAGCCACACUCGCCCUCCGACGCCUGCCGAGUGCGCACCCGACGCCGGGCCAGAGCUUGGUGAUUCGGCGCCGGUGUCGGUUAGCCACACUCGCCCUCCGACGCCUGCCGAGUGCGCACCCGACGCCGGGCCAGAGCUUGGUGAUUCGGCACCGGUGUCGGUUAGCCACACUCGCCCUCCGACGCCUGCUGAGUGCGGACAUGACUUUGUGCCAGUGUCGACGGAGUCUGUUCGGCCGAUGCUAUCACGUGGUGUGUCUGCUGAGGCUUGGUCGGCAGCGUCGAGUGUUGAGGUGGCUGCGCGCAGAGCAGUGACGCCAGAUCCUGAUUACAGCAGUUGUCACACGUCGAUGUAUGCGGAGCUGCGUGCCGCGUUGGACGGUGGCAGGGCGGUGACGACGAGUGUGGACCGUCUUCGUUCGCAGGCUUACGGGUCGCCAGUGCCUUAUGCCGCGUUGCACGAGAGUAUGACAGUGCCACCGACUCAAUUCGAUGACCGUUUUCCGGGUUUUGCGCACCCUGCCUUGUAUCAUCCGUUAGACGCGUACACUGCGGUGGAGCCAGAUCCUGAUUACAGCAGUUGUCACACGUCGAUGUAUGCGGAGCUGCGUGCCGCGUUGGACGGUGGCAGGGCGGUGACGACGAGUGUGGACCGUCUUCGUUCGCAGGCUUACGGGUCGCCAGUGCCUUAUGCCGCGUUGCACGAGAGUAUGACAGUGCCACCGACUCAAUUCGAUGACCGUUUUCCGGGUUUUGCGCACCCUGCCUUGUAUCAUCCGUUAGACGCGUACAUUGCGGUGGAGCCAGCGCCUGCUUACAGCAGUCGUCACACGCCCAUGCAUGCGGAGCUGCGUGCCGCGUUGGACGGUGGGAGAUCGGUAAGGCACGUGUCCUACCCUUUACGCCCUUCAAAGCGUUUCGCGCCUGCGUUGGGUGCGGCGCCACAGCCGAGCGAGGCGGCGCCUGUGCUAGCAGUGGACGCUCUCCCUCCGAUGCCUGCCGAGUGUGCGUCCGACGCCGCGCCAGAGCUUGGUGAUUCGGCACCGGUGUCGGUUAGCCACACUCGCCCUCCGACGCCUGCCGAGUGCGCACCCGACGCCGGGCCAGAGCUUGGUGAUUCGGCACCGGUGUCGGUUAGCCACACUCGCCCUCCGACGCCUGCCGAGUGCGCACCCGACGCCGCGCCAGAGCUUGGUGAUUCGGCACCGGUGUCGGUUAGCCACACUCGCCCUCCGACGCCUGCCGAGUGCGCACCCGACGCCGCGCCACAGCCGAGCGAGGCGGCGCGCCCACUCGAUGAGACAGCCUCUCUCCGUCGUAAGCGGCCGCGCGAUGAUGCCUCGGAUUACAGUUUCUGGCCUCGGCGGCGGCGCUUCUCACGUCCGCUUCGUUGGGAGCCGGUGACUGUUCCGCCAGUGAAGUUGCCGCAGGAUACUCGGCGCGCUCUUCGCGCAUCCGCCCAAACUGCAGUGCGACGGCCGAGCGAGGCGGCGCCGGUGUCGGCAGCGGACGCUCUCCCUCCGACGCCUGCCGAGUGCGCAUCCGACGCCGCGCCAGAGCUUGGUGAUUCGGCGCCGGUGUCGCUCAGCCACACUCGCCCUCCAACGCCUGCCGAGUGCGCACCCGACGCCGGGCCACAGCCGAGCGAGGCGGUGCCUGUGCUAGCAGUGGACGCUCUUCCUCCGACGCCUGCCGAGUGCGCAUCCGACGCCGCGCCAGAGCUUGGUGAUUCGGCGCCGGUGUCGCUCAGCCACACUCGCCCUCCAACGCCUGCCGAGUGCGCACCCGACGCCGCGCCACAGCCGAGCGAGGCGGUGCCUGUGCUAGCAGUGGACGCUCUUCCUCCGACGCCUGCCGAGUGCGCACCCGACGCCGCGCCACAGCCGAGCGAGGCGGCGCGCCCACUCGAUGAGACAGCCUCUCUCCGUCGUAAGCGGCCGCGCGAUGAUGCCUCGGAUUACAGUUUCUGGCCUCGGCGGCGGCGCUUCUCACGUCCGCUUCGUUGGGAGCCGGUGACUGUUCCGCCAGUGAAGUUGCCGCACGAUACUCGGCGCGCUCUUCGCGCAUCCGCCCAAACUGCAGUGCGACGGCCGAGCGAGGCGGCGCCUGUGUUGGCAGUGGACGCUCUCCCUCCGACGCCUGCCGAGUGCGCACCCGACGCCGGGCCACAGCCGAGCGAGGCGGCGCUGGUGUCGGUAGUGGACGUUCUCCCUCCGACGCCUGCCGAGUGCGCACCCGACGCCGCGCCACAGCCGAGCGAGGCGGCGCCUGUGCUAGCAGCGGACGCUCUCCCUCCGACGCCUGCCGAGUGCGCACCCGACGCCGGGCCACAGCCGAGCGAGGCGGCGCUGGUGUCGGUAGUGGACGCUCUCCCUCCGACGCCUGCCGAGUGCGCACCCGACGCCGCGCCACAGCCGAGCGAGGCGGCGCUGGUGUCGGUAGUGGACGUUCUCCCUCCGACGCCUGCCGAGUGCGCACCCGACGCCGGGCCACAGCCGAGCGAGGCGGCGCCUGUGUUGGCAGCGGACGCUCUCCCUCCGACGCCUGCCGAGUGCGCAUCCGACGCCGCGCCAGAGCUUGGUGAUUCGGCGCCGGUGUCGCUCAGCCACACUCGCCCUCCAACGCCUGCCGAGUGCGCACCCGACGCCGCGCCACAGCCGAGCGAGGCGGUGCCUGUGCUAGCAGUGUACGCUCUCCCUCCGACGCCUGCCGAGUGCGCACCCGACGCCGGGCCACAGCCGAGCGAGGCGGCGCUGGUGUCGGUAGUGGACGCUCUCCCUCCGACGCCUGCCGAGUGCGCACCCGACGCCGCGCCACAGCCGAGCGAGGCGGCGCUGGUGUCGGUAGUGGACGCUCUCCCUCCGACGCCUGCCGAGUGCGCACCCGACGCCGCGCCACAGCCGAGCGAGGCGGCGCUGGUGUCGGUAGUGGACGCUCUCCCUCCGACGCCUGCCGAGUGCGCACCCGACGCCGGGCCACAGCCGAGCGAGGCGGCGCCGGUGUUGGCAGUGGAGGCUCCGUGUUGCAUGUGGCGCAGGAGCGUGCGGGAUCUCGCGUCUGAUCACAUGGUAGCGAGGCGACGGCGCUCUGUCUUACGCAGGGUGAAGACGUCGCGGCGGUCUAACCGCCGGAGUCUCGGCGCGCGCCCGCUUGCAGGGCCUUCUCGGUCGCACGUGAGAGAUGGAUGGCAAUCUGUGUUAGGUGUGAUCCGUAGGUGGAAGUCGAAGGCUUUUGGUCUUGAUCGAGGAGACAUCGUCGGCAGUGUCCGGGGGUCCGAACCGGCUGCCGGGCCACAGCCGAGCGAGGCCGCGCCUGUACUAGCAGCGGACGCUCUUCCUCUGACGCCUGCCGAGUGCGCACCCGACGCCGCGCCACAGCCGAGCGAGGCGGCGCCGGUGUUGGCAGUGGAGGCUCCGUGUUGCAUGUGGCGCAGGAGCGUGCGGGAUCUCGCGUCUGAUCACAUGGUAGCGAGGCGACGGCGCUGUGUCUUACGCCGGGUGAAGACGUCGCGGCGGUCUAACCGCCGCGGUCUCAGCCCGUGCGCUUCGGCUGCGGGGUGGCGCUCACGCCUGAGAGGCGGAUGGCAUUCUCUGGUGCGUAUGCUGCGUAGGUUCUACCGAGGCGCUGUGUGUUUUGGACAUCGGCUGAUUUCCCGCCGUUCUCGUGCGCAUGCACGAGAUGCGGCGCCACAGUUGAGCGAGGUGUUGAUGCUGCCAGCUCAGAACGAUUUGCCGGCGGUUGUCCCGCCAGCCCCACGUGUUGUGUUGGACCCGGGCAGGGCGCCCCUGCCGGUUUCUGCGCACUGGAUGGCUGACUCGUAG